This is a messenger RNA of Amaranthus tricolor (Joseph's coat), 2352 nucleotides long. RefSeq names its product calcium-dependent protein kinase 8-like. Gene Ontology annotation, molecular function: calmodulin binding; calcium-dependent protein serine/threonine kinase activity; calcium ion binding. Gene Ontology annotation, biological process: protein autophosphorylation; intracellular signal transduction; peptidyl-serine phosphorylation. Gene Ontology annotation, cellular component: nucleus; cytoplasm. Lineage: Eukaryota; Viridiplantae; Streptophyta; Magnoliopsida; Caryophyllales; Amaranthaceae. Bases 400 to 1992 code for a protein of 530 amino acids. The transcript has 8 exons. The record is from RefSeq and is a predicted model, not a curated record.
GAGUAUUCAAGUUUCCAUCAAGCUUUCUCCUUCAUUAACUCCUUUAAUUGAUGUUCACUAUCUAAUUAAUUAAUUUAUGGGAUUUAUUUCAUUUAAGUAAUUUUCAAGAAAACAUUAUCUUUUAUUUUAUUUUUUUUAUAUUUGUUCCCGUGUUCUUGUUGGUCAAACAUUACCAAUUUAUUUAGUCUUCUUUUUUUAUCAACCAAACUUUUUUCUAUUACUUUCAUUUCUUUUUUUCCCCUUUAUUUUCUCCCAAAUCACUGAAGAUUUUCAAUAAAAAGAUUCAAUUUUUACCUGAAUCUCAUCUUUUUAUCACUUACCCACCUAGUUUUUCCCCUCAAUCUUUACUGGGUUUCAUCAAUUCUUAGUAGAAGUAUAAAAAAUACAAGAUUUUGAUUCAUGGGUAAUUGUUGUGCAUCUCCAAAUGGUAGAAAAACCAGCAAAAAGAAGAAACCAAACCCAUUUGCAGCUGAUUAUUCAGUAAAUCAUAGAUCUGAGAUUGACACAAAACUCUUCGUUUUAGAAAACCCCACAGGGCGUGACAUACACGCGCACUAUGAUCUUGGUAGAGAGCUUGGAAGAGGUGAGUUUGGGAUUACUUAUUUGGCUACAGAUUUAAACACCGGUGAAAAAUUUGCUUGUAAAUCAAUCUUGAAAAAGAAGCUUAAAACUGCUGUUGAUAUUGAGGAUGUAAGAAGAGAAGCUGAAAUUAUGAAGCAUUUACCAAAACACCCUAAUAUUGUUACUUUGAAAGAUACUUAUGAAGAUGAUAAUGCUGUUCAUAUUGUUAUGGAGUUGUGUGAAGGUGGAGAAUUGUUUGAUAGGAUUGUUGCUAGAGGUCAUUAUACUGAAAGAGCUGCUGCCUUUGUUAUUAAAACUAUUGUAGAAGUUGUUCAGAUGUGUCAUAGACAUGGAGUAAUGCAUAGGGAUCUAAAGCCGGAGAACUUCUUAUUUGCCAACAAGAAGGAAAACUCGGCCUUAAAGGCCAUUGAUUUCGGUUUGUCAGUAACUUUUAAGAAUGGUGAGAUGUUUACUGAGAUUGUAGGGAGUCCUUAUUACAUGGCUCCCGAGGUUCUAAAACGUCACUACGGUCCAGAGAUUGAUGUUUGGAGUGCUGGCGUUAUCUUAUAUAUCUUGCUAUGUGGUGUUCCUCCUUUUUGGGCAGAAACUGAACAAGGUGUUGCACAAGCUAUAAUUCGCUCUGUUGUCGACUUUAAAAGGGAUCCUUGGCCAAAAGUUUCCGACAACGCAAAAGAUCUUGUGAGGAAAAUGCUUGAACCUGACCCGAAGAAACGGCUGACUGCUCAAGAAGUACUUGAUCAUCCAUGGUUGCAGAAUAUAAAAAAAGCUCCAAAUGUCUCCCUUGGUGAAACAGUAAAAGCCAGGCUGAAGCAGUUCUCUGUGAUGAACAAGCUUAAGAAAAAAGCUCUAAAGGUAAUUGCCGAGUUUUUGUCAAUGGAAGAAGUGGCUGGCAUCAAGGAGGCAUUUGAUACAAUCGACACUAGCAAAGCUGGAAAAAUCAACAUGGAGCAGUUAAGGGUUGCACUGCACAAGCUAGGACAUCAUAUUCCUGAUGCAGACCUUCAAAUACUAAUGCAAGCGGCUGAUGUUGAUGGGGACGGAGUGUUGAACUAUUCCGAGUUCCUUGCUGUUUCAAUUCACAUAAAGAAAAUGGCCAAUGACGAGCAUUUACAUCGGGCAUUCUCUUUCUUCGACAAAAACAAGACUGGAUUCAUCGAGGUUGAUGAGUUGAGGGAAGCAUUGAAUGAUGAGGGUGAUGAGGUUUCCAACACCGAGGAAGUCAUCAAUGCCAUUAUGCAUGAUGUGGACACAGAUAAGGACGGACGCAUUAGUUACGAUGAAUUCUCUACAAUGAUGAAGGCCGGAACAGAUUGGAGAAAGGCAUCUAGACAAUAUUCUCGAGAACGAUUUAACAGUCUAAGCUUGAAGCUAAUGAAAGACGGUUCAUUAAUUGCCAAUGAGGUCAAAUAAACCCCAAUGUAAGAUCGAUUUAAGACGAUAAUCCAGUGUAGUUAUUCGUUUUGUUUUGUUUUCGUUUUUUCCAAGGGUUUUACUAGCUAAUCAGGGUAGCUGAUUAUUUUUCGCCACACUCGGAAAAUGGUGUAAUGUUCUCUAAAUAGCUAAUAUGUUGUUUAGAAUUGUGGGUUGUUUCAAUAGCGAACAAAAGAAUAGUGAUUAGGAAGAUAAAACAGGAUUAAGGUUGUGAUUUGUGGUAUUUGUACUUAAGUUGGAAUUUUAAGGUCUCUUUCAAAUUAAGAGAAAUGAUUCCUACUAAGGAAGUGUAAUAGUUUGACACCAUUUAUUUUGGUAGGUGAGUUUACGAUUAUUUCA